AUGGAGCAGCGGCGGCUGAGCCCCGGCAGAGCCGAGCGGGGCAGCGCAGCCGAGGGCGCGGCGAGCGGCGGCCGAGGGCGCCUGGCCGAGUCCUGGCGGCGGCUGAGCUCCCGGCGCGGCUCCAAGCGCACCGGAGCCUCCUCGCCCGCGCUGCCGGCACAGAAAUCAUGGAUAGAAAGAGCAUUUUACAAGAGAGAAUGUGUCCAUAUCAUACCCAGCACCAAAGACCCCCAUAGGUGUUGCUGUGGGCGUCUAACAGGUCAACACAUUGGACAGCCUCCAAGCGCCUCCGUUACUCAGAAUGAGAAGAGUGAGACCAGGCUUGCUCGCAAUGACAUCCAGUCGGAGAAGUGGUCCAUCAGCAAGCACACACAGCUCAGCCCGACGGACGCCUUUGGAACCAUUGAGUUCCAAGGAGGAGGCCACUCCAAUAAAGCCAUGUAUGUACGUGUGUCUUUUGACACAAAGCCUGACCUUCUUCUGCAUCUGAUGACCAAAGAGUGGCAACUCGAGCUCCCCAAACUUCUCAUCUCUGUGCAUGGCGGCCUUCAGAAUUUUGAACUUCAGCCAAAACUCAAGCAAGUCUUUGGAAAAGGACUUAUCAAGGCUGCAAUGACAACUGGAGCAUGGAUAUUUACUGGAGGAGUAAACACAGGGGUCAUUCGGCAUGUUGGAGAUGCCCUGAAAGAUCAUGCCUCAAAAUCUCGAGGGAAGAUCUGCACCAUCGGUAUAGCUCCCUGGGGGAUUGUGGAAAACCAAGAGGAUCUGAUUGGCAAAGAUGUGGUCCGACCAUACCAGACAAUGUCCAAUCCCAUGAGCAAGCUGACAGUGCUCAACAGCAUGCAUUCUCAUUUUAUUUUGGCUGACAAUGGUACUACUGGUAAAUAUGGAGCAGAGGUAAAGCUUCGUAGACACCUGGAAAAGCACAUUUCACUUCAGAAGAUAAAUACAAGAAUUGGUCAAGGGGUUCCAGUGGUGGCCCUUAUUGUGGAAGGAGGUCCCAAUGUCAUCUCCAUUGUCCUGGAGUACCUGCGAGACACUCCUCCUGUUCCCGUUGUGAUUUGCGAUGGCAGUGGCCGAGCAUCUGACAUCCUUGCCUUUGGCCACAAAUACUCUGAAGAAGGAGGACUUAUCAAUGAGUCUUUGAGAGACCAGUUGCUAGUUACCAUCCAGAAGACUUUCACAUACACCCGAACCCAGGCACAGCACCUCUUCAUUAUCCUCAUGGAGUGCAUGAAGAAGAAGGAGCUGAUCACAGUUUUUCGAAUGGGAUCAGAAGGACACCAGGAUAUUGAUUUAGCUAUCCUGACAGCCCUACUAAAAGGAGCUAACGCAUCUGCUCCCGACCAGCUGAGCCUAGCACUAGCCUGGAACAGAGUAGACAUCGCCCGCAGUCAGAUCUUUAUUUACGGGCAGCAGUGGCCGGUGGGCUCCCUUGAGCAAGCAAUGCUGGAUGCACUGGUGUUGGAUAGAGUGGAUUUUGUGAAAUUACUCAUAGAAAAUGGAGUAAGCAUGCAUCGUUUUCUCACCAUCUCCCGGCUAGAGGAAUUGUACAAUACGAGACACGGACCAUCCAACACUCUGCAUCAUCUAGUCAGGGACGUGAAAAAGCGAGAAUAUCCAGGUUUCGGUUGGAUCUAUUUUAAGGGAAACUUACCUCCCGAUUAUCGGAUAAGCCUGAUUGAUAUUGGGUUGGUGAUAGAGUACCUGAUGGGAGGAGCGUAUCGCUGCAAUUACACCCGAAAGCGGUUCCGAACACUGUACCACAAUUUGUUCGGGCCCAAGAGGCCAAAAGCUCUGAAGCUGUUGGGAAUGGAGGAUGAUGUCCCUCUGCGUCGAGGGAGAAAACCAACAAAGAAAAAAGAAGAAGAAGUUGAUAUUGAUAUGGAUGACCCUGAGAUCAAUCACUUUCCCUUCCCAUUCCAUGAGCUGAUGGUGUGGGCUGUGCUGAUGAAACGUCAGAAGAUGGCCCUCUUCUUUUGGCAACAUGGGGAAGAGGCUAUGGCUAAAGCUCUGGUGGCCUGCAAACUCUGCAAAGCCAUGGCCCAUGAAGCAUCAGAAAAUGACAUGGUGGAUGAUAUAUCCCAAGAGCUGAACCACAAUUCCAGGGACUUCGGCCAGCUGGCAGUCGAGCUGUUGGACCAGUCGUACAAGCAGGACGAGCAGCUGGCAAUGAAACUGCUGACCUAUGAGCUGAAGAACUGGAGCAACGCCACGUGCCUGCAGCUUGCCGUGGCAGCCAAGCACAGGGACUUCAUCGCUCACACCUGCAGCCAGAUGCUGCUCACUGACAUGUGGAUGGGUCGCCUCCGGAUGCGAAAAAAUUCUGGCCUAAAGGUAAUUCUAGGAAUUCUACUUCCUCCUUCAAUCCUCAGCUUGGAGUUCAAGAACAAAGAUGAUAUGCCCUACAUGACCCAGGCCAACGAGAUCCAUCUUCAAGAAAAAGAUCCAGAGGAACCAGAGAAGCCAGUGAAAGAGAAAGAUGAGGAAGAUAUGGAACUCACUGCAAACAGCAGGAGCUGCCCACAGGACCCCGACUGCAGGCAGGCAGAAGGACCUGCCUACAGGACUCAAUAUGCAGGCAAGCCGAAGGAGCAACCCUCAAGACCCACCUACAGGACCCGUUUGCAGGCAAUGCUAGGACGGGGCAAUGGAGAGUCCUCAAGAAAGAAGGAGGAUGAGGAAGUUCAGAGCAGGCACAGAAUGAUCCCUAUUGGAAGAAAGAUUUACGAGUUCUACAAUGCUCCCAUCGUGAAGUUUUGGUUUUACACCCUGGCAUACAUAGGCUACUUGAUGCUGUUCAACUACAUUGUGCUGGUGAAGAUGGAUCGCUGGCCAUCUAUUCAGGAGUGGAUUGUCAUCUCAUACAUUUUCACACUGGGAAUAGAGAAGAUGAGAGAGAUCCUCAUGUCAGAGCCUGGCAAACUGCUGCAAAAAGUCAAAGUUUGGCUCCAGGAGUACUGGAAUGUUACCGACCUCAUAGCUAUCCUCCUGUUCUCCGUGGGGAUGGUUCUCCGCCUGCAAGACCUGCCUCUCCGGAGUGACGGCCGCGUCAUCUACUGCGUCAACAUAAUCUACUGGUACAUCCGGCUGCUGGACAUCUUCGGCGUGAACAAGUACCUGGGGCCCUACGUCAUGAUGAUCGGGAAAAUGAUGAUAGACAUGAUGUACUUUGUCAUCAUCAUGUUGGUGGUUCUGAUGAGCUUUGGUGUGGCAAGACAGGCAAUUCUCUUCCCCAAUGAGGAGCCUUCAUGGAAGCUGGCGAAAAACAUUUUUUACAUGCCUUACUGGAUGAUCUAUGGGGAAGUGUUUGCAGACCAGAUAGACCCACCUUGCGGUCAAAAUGAAACCAGAGAAGAUGGCAAAAUAAUCCAGCUACCUCCCUGCAAGACAGGAGCAUGGAUCGUUCCUGCCAUCAUGGCCUGCUACCUCUUGGUAGCAAACAUCCUUUUGGUGAAUCUCCUCAUUGCAGUUUUCAACAACACAUUUUUCGAAGUCAAAUCUAUAUCGAACCAAGUUUGGAAGUUUCAAAGGUACCAGCUCAUCAUGACAUUCCACGAAAGGCCUGUUCUCCCACCACCUCUGAUCAUUUUCAGCCACAUGACGAUGAUAUUUCAACACCUCUGCUGCAGAUGGAGGAAGCAUGAAAGUGACCCAGAUGAGAGAGACUAUGGACUGAAACUUUUCAUAACUGAGGAUGAAUUGAAAAAAGUCCAUGAUUUUGAAGAGCAGUGCAUUGAAGAGUAUUUCAGAGAAAAGGAUGACAGAUUCAAUUCCUCCAAUGAUGAAAGAAUCCGUGUCACUUCAGAAAGGGUGGAGAAUAUGGCCAUGCGACUGGAAGAAGUAAAUGAGAGAGAGCACUGCAUGAAGGCCUCUCUGCAGACCGUUGACAUCAGGCUUGCUCAGCUGGAAGACAUGAUGGGACGAAUGGUGACUGCCUUGGAAAAGAUGGCUGGGAUUGAGAGAGGAGAGACAACCAAGAUCCGAUCCAGGACCUCAUCCGACUGUACUGAUGCAGCCUACAUUGUGAGGCAGAGUAGCUUCAACAGCCAGGAAGGAAAUGCCUACAAGCUUCAAGAGAGCAUUGAUCCCACAGGAGAGGAGUCCAUGUCCCCAACGUCACCUACGAUCACACCCCGCUUGCGAAGCCACUCCUUCUAUGCCACAAAUAUGAAGGACAAGUGUGGGUUGGAAAAGUUGGAAAGCAUUUUUAAGGAAAGAUCUCCAAGCCUGCAUCGGGCAAUCAGCUCCCACUCAAUAGCAAAAGAAGGAAAGGCUCCUCUUCUACCCCCUACCAGCACUUUGUCAAUCGCCCCAGACUCCAGAAGACCUUCAUCCUGUAUAGACAUCUAUGUUUCUGCCAUGGAUGAGAUGCAUUCUGACACAGAACCUCUCGAGAGCGCUAUAAAUACUCUUGGUCCUGAAGAUGCAGCUCUGCCAGCUCACAUAGCCUCUUGCCUUUUAACUAAUAGUGCAUACAUCAGCAGUACAGCUGGUGAAAAGAUCUCUGGCAGGAGUCUUGAUUAUGAGGAAACUUCUGGAAUAGAAACAAGAGCAUUUUCUUCAGACUAUUCACAAAUCACAGACUGCCAAAUCCCAUGGGAUUCAGACCCUCCCUUGUACCAUACUUUAGAGCGAUCGAAAAGCAGUCGUUACCUGGCUACUGCUCCAUUUAUUCUGGAGGAAACACCAAUUGUGAAAUCUCACAGCUUCAUGUUCUCUCCUUCUCGAAGCUACUUCAGCAGCCUUGGCGUCCCAGUCAAAACAGCAGAGUACACAAGUAUUACAGAUUGCAUAGACACGAGGUGUGUGAGUGCUCCCCAGGCCAUUGCAGAGAGGGCCAGCUUCCCUGGAAGCCUCAGGGGCAAAGUGGAAGACUUAGGAUGCUGCCACCCAGAGAGAGAAGCUGAACUAACCCACCCAAGCUCUGAUCAUGAGGAUAUUGAGGUCAAAGACAAGAAGGCAAUCCCCUUAUCUCCUCAAGACAGCAGUGCUUCAACAACUCUGCCUAACAGCAUCCCACUCCCAAAAAUAGAGCGAGCCAACAGCUACUCUGCAGAGGAGUCCAACGUGUUGUAUGCACAGCACACACGAAAGAGCUACUCCAUCAGUGACAAACUUGACAGGCAGCGAAACACGGCAGGUCUGCGGAACCCCCUGGAGAGAAGUAAGUCCUCGAGGCCAGAGAGCAGAGGGGACAAUGUGUCCAUGAGGAGACUGUCAAGAACUGGAGCCUUCUGCAGCUUUGAAAGCAAGCACAGCUAGGCUUAUACAAAGCUGACCAGCAGUCUAAGGGUCAUCUGCUUUUCAGCCUGUUUUUCUUAGCAGAAUUUUUAAAAAACCCUCACAUCACCCCAUGUUGAGCCCAGCUGGCACUAGCCACAGGUCAAGGGAGCACAUUUUCAAUCUCAGCAUCACCACUGACGUACUCCAUCUUGACCUAGUUGGUAUUUGCACUUAAGAAAAAAGGGAGGGAUGAAAGCUUUACAAAACCUUCAGUAAACAAGAGGAAUAACAAGCCCCCUUAAUGAAGUCAGAAGACAUAGAUUGAUAGCUCCAGAUAUCUACCUUUAUUUAGAGGGCAUCCUAAGACCUUUUAUCAUUAUUCAAGUUUUUAAGAUGCAGGAAUUAACUGGCAAAAAAAGAGAUGUACAAAUUAGACGUUC
Molecule: messenger RNA, 5666 nt
Organism: Haemorhous mexicanus (house finch)
Lineage: Eukaryota; Metazoa; Chordata; Aves; Passeriformes; Fringillidae
Gene: TRPM3
Product: transient receptor potential cation channel subfamily M member 3
Exons: 27
Coding region: 1-5265 (1754 amino acids)
Biological process (GO): protein tetramerization; monoatomic cation transmembrane transport
Cellular component (GO): membrane
Molecular function (GO): monoatomic cation channel activity
Source: RefSeq, a predicted model, not a curated record